This is a messenger RNA of Etheostoma cragini (Arkansas darter), 2683 nucleotides long. It is a transcript of the gene mynn, whose product is annotated as myoneurin. NCBI's taxonomy places the organism in Eukaryota, Metazoa, Chordata, Actinopteri, Perciformes, Percidae. The record is from RefSeq and is a predicted model, not a curated record. The transcript has 9 exons. Gene Ontology annotation, cellular component: nucleus. Bases 629 to 2683 code for a protein of 684 amino acids. Gene Ontology annotation, molecular function: protein binding; RNA polymerase II transcription regulatory region sequence-specific DNA binding; DNA-binding transcription factor activity, RNA polymerase II-specific. Gene Ontology annotation, biological process: regulation of transcription by RNA polymerase II.
AAAAAUACCGCGUUCAAACGUGCGUUGUGUAGUAACUGACGACGCGUGGACACGGCUAGUGGUUGAAAUAAGCAUUUCUAACAUUUUGUGCCAACUUACGUCGACACCGCCGGCACAAACCGUCGAACCUUCGAAAUAAGAGCACAAUGUUUUCCGCGCUUUUUACCACUACGACAACAGUUAGCUUAGCUUCAAAUACUAUUUACUCCGCCGAAUCCCUCAACCACUAUAAAAGCUGUCGAGUCGGCUCGCACUGUUCGCGAGGGAUUCCCAAAUCUACACGAAACGACCAACUGCCCUAAGAAGUGAUUUUAACGUAUCUACGACACUGCUGUUAGCAUUAGCAUGACCGUUGGGCCUGCUCAGGAAGCGGGCGCGAGCUUUUAUUUUCCAAAACCUGCUUUUUCACCUUACCUGUCAAAGCUGCUGAUUCAGAGAAUAAUACCUGCUGAUAAGUGAUUAUAUAGAUGAUGGAUUGGGUUUUUUUAGACUGUCGUUAUGCUCCCAAAAACUCACUUUUUCAUUCAUAAAUAUCUCCACUAGAGAAAGCUACGAUUUAAGAGAUAAAGACGAGAUGGUGAAGCUGACAAAAUACUGACACUCUGACGUUGGAUUUUCACCAGCAGAGAUGGCUCACGUCACCAACCACGGGAAGCUGCUCCUGCAGCGCCUCCAUCAGCAGCGAGAGAUGGACUUCUUGUGCGAUAUAACCAUAAUGGUGAGAGACGUGGAGUUCAGGGCCCACCGCAACAUCCUGGCUGCGUUCAGCAGGUACUUCUCCGCGCAGGCUGAAAAGGGCCAGGAGGUCACGACCUUGGACCCCGACAAGGUCAGCCGCUACGCUCUGGAGAAACUCCUGGAGUUCAUCUACACCGGACAGAUGAACCUCAGCAGCACCAGACAAGCGGCGGUGCGCCGAGCGGCCGUGUUCCUGGGAAUGUCCGAGGCCACGAAGUUUCUGGAGGAGACCUCCCACUGGUCCGAGCUGAGCGAGACCUCCCAGUCCGAUGCGGAUAAAGAAGCUGGUCUCUCUCCUCCCAGUCCAGCCUCACAUGGCAGCGCCGGCUCCCCCGUCCCCCUGUCUAUCAUCUCCAUUACGGGGGACUAUCUUACGGACGCCGGCGCUGGCAACAACGUGGGCGAGGAGCCGAAAGGUGGAGAUGGAGAUAGGGAGGAGGGAGAGAAAAGUGAUGGUGAGUACAGCCCGGCUACGCCAAAGGGGAUCGGGAGAGGACAGGGAAGGAAGAGGGGCAGACCUCCGAAGAGUUUGAGCGGCGAUCAGGCGGAGCCGAGCAGCUCGGUUGAAGGCACCCCCAAAACCAUGGGCUACAGAGGGAGGGGGAGAGGCAGGGGGAGGGGCAGGGGGAGGGGGAGAGGCAGAGGAAGGGGGAGAGGGGGAUUCAAAAGUGAAGAUCUGACUUUGGAAGAUUCUGAUGGGAGCGUGAAGGAUUUAGGGGACACCUCCGAGGACUGGAGCCCCUCUCUGGAGGACGAGACUCCGUCCAAGAAGCCUCGGCUGAGCGGCGGGGAGGGACGGAGGGGGCGAGGGAGGGGGAGAGGCAGGGGAAGAGGAAGGGGGCGAGGACGGAGGAUAAAGGAGGAGGAGGAGGAGGAGGAAGACGAGGAGAGCGGCGGGGCGGGGACGGACGACGGCGAGCUAGAGGGGGCGGAGCCCGGGGAACAGGAUCCGUCGGAAAUGGACGAGAUGUCGCUGUCGUGCACCGAGUGCAACAAACUGUUCAAAGACGUGAGCAGCCUGCGCCGACACGAGAAGAUCCACAAGGGCCUGAAGCCCUUCGUCUGCAUCUUCUGCUCCAAGAACUUCAGACAAGCCACCCAGCUGAAAACACACCUGCGCAUCCACACAGGCGAGAAGCCGUUCAACUGCUCCAGCUGUGACAAGUGUUUUGCCCAAAAGUGUCAGCUGGUCGCUCACCGCCGGAUGCACCACGGAGAGGAGAAGCCGUACACCUGCGAGCGCUGCGGAUUCAAGUUCGCCACCUCGUCCAACUACAAAAUACACAUCAGGCUGCACAGUGGCGAAAAGCCGUACGUCUGUGACAUCUGUGGUCAGGCGUUCGCUCAGUCGAGCACGUUGACCUAUCACAAGCGCCGACACACCGGAGAGAAACCCUACCAGUGUGAUCUGUGCGGCAUGUCCUUUUCCGUCUCUUCUUCUCUCAUCGCUCACGCACGAAAACACACAGGUGAGACACCGUACAAAUGUUCGCAGCCGCAAUGUGACGCAAGCUUUGUGACGUCCUCCGAGCUGAAGAAACACAUGAGGCGCCUUCACCCAGAGGGGAACAACGGUGUCCAGUGUCUGCUGUGUGGAAACAGGUUUGCCAGCGUGAAGAACAUGAUCAAACACCAGGAGAAGGCUCACGCUGAUGAAGUGAGGCAACACAAGGAGAGGGCCAGAGCAGCCGCCAACGCCACAGACGCCGACGCCGCCGCCGCUGCUGCUGCUGACGCAACCGCCGCCGCCGCCGCCAACAUGCAGGACUUCAAGGCGGAGCCGGCCAACCCCACCAUGACCUACGAACCCGACCAGGAGCAGACCAUCAACUCGGACACGCUCCACGCUCUGGUGGAGCAGCUGAGGCCGCAGCCCUCCUCCGCCCCCCAGAGCCUGGAGCAGAUCGUCAUCAUCAGGACCGUGGACAACCCUCCGCAGCAGUGA